Rhinocladiella mackenziei CBS 650.93 is the source of this 699-nucleotide messenger RNA. RefSeq lists its product as uncharacterized. The record is from RefSeq and is a predicted model, not a curated record. NCBI's taxonomy places the organism in Eukaryota, Fungi, Ascomycota, Eurotiomycetes, Chaetothyriales, Herpotrichiellaceae. Gene Ontology annotation, molecular function: DNA-binding transcription factor activity. Gene Ontology annotation, biological process: regulation of DNA-templated transcription. The coding region runs from base 1 to 699 and encodes 232 amino acids. The transcript has a single exon.
AUGCAAUACGUAUUGAUCUCUAAUCGCCCGCCUCAUCGGUCUCUGGGCGGCGAUCUCGAUAUCCUUUCUGCAUCUCAGUACCCUCAUGCUUUAACACAACCAUAUGAGGAGAUGGAGCAGAGCCCUCGCAAGAGAAAAGCGACCUUGUCGAGUCACCGCGAUGGUAGUCUCUCGCUUGCUAAGACCAGGAGUGAAAGUACGCCAUCUUCAGCAAAUGAAGCCGAGCAAGCCCAACCACAGAAGAAAACGAAGUCCACCAAACGGCCAUCCAAUGAAGAUGAACAGACCGAGACCAGGAAACAAAGGGGCAGGCCCCGUCUAAACACUCAAGACGAGACCGCCGCCGACCGCCGGCGAACACAAAUUCGGUUGGCACAGCGGGCAUACCGGCAUCACAAGGAAACCACUAUUUCCACCUUGAAAGCCAAGAUCACCGAUCUCCAAAGCACCAUCGAACAAAUGAAUAAAACCUUCCUGACCCUGCACGACAACAUGGUCGAUGCCGGCAUCCUGACGUCCCACUACUCGUUGGGCCGUCAGCUCCAAGCGGCAACCGAAGAGUUCAUGCAAGUAGCGAAGAUGGCGUUGCCAGAAUCCGACGAGGAGAACAUCGCCAAGAUCACCAGGGGUGAACCCAAGCGGUCCUCUCCCGCUUCCGUGAAUCAUGAAAGUAACAGACGUGGCAGCGCUAAUGGUUGA